AUGACCAUCGAAGGAAAUAAGGAUGAAUCCGAUAGGUGCAUCGACAUAGCACAGAGUGCCCUUGCCGCUGGUAACGUUGAGAAGGCCGAGAGGUUUCUGCUGAAGGCCGAGCGUCUAUAUCCCACGGCGCGGGCGAAGGAGCUUCUGGCCCGCGUCAGGGCCGCUGGCGCGGGAACAGCCCCCAAACGCAGUCCCCCGAGCUCGCCGAGCGCUGAGGAGGUCAGGCGGAGGAAGGCGCCAUCUCAUCAGCCGCCUCAAAGGGAGUACACCCAAGAGCAAUUGGAUGCUGUCCGUAGGAUCAAAACGAAAUGCAAGGACUAUUACGAAAUCUUAGGAGUUUCGAAGGAAGCGACCGACUCCGACAUAAAGAAGGCAUACAAGAAGCUUGCUUUACAACUUCACCCCGACAAGAACCAUGCUCCCGGUGCCGCCGAGGCCUUCAAGGCCAUCGGCAACGCGGCCGCCAUCCUGACCGACCCCGAGAGGCGGAAGCAGUACGACCUGCGCGGCGAGGAGCCCGCGCCCUCGGCCCACGCCCACCACCAGACGUACUACGCGCGCGGCUUCGAGUCGGACCUCACCGCCGAGGAGCUGUUCAACAUGUUCUUCGGGGCGACUGCGUUCCCCGGCGGCGGUCCCACGGUGUACGCGCGCCGCCGCGGCCGCGAGCCCGAGCCGCGCGAGUCCGGCACGGGGCUGGUGCAGCUGCUGCCGGUGCUGGUGCUGGUGCUGCUCUCCAUGAUGUCCGGCCUCUUCAUCAGCGAGCCGGUGUUCAGCCUCGCGCCCAGCUCCAAGUACCCGGUGCCGAGGGAGACGGUCAACCUCAAGGUACCGUACUAUGUUAAAGAGAACUUCCACACGGACUACCAGGGCUCACUUCGGCGUCUCGAGAUGUCCAUAGAAGAGGAGUACAUAGUGGGCCUCCGACACGCUUGCCAACGGGAGCGCAACUACCGCGAGAGCAUGGCGUGGAAGGCGAGAAAUUUCGGCGACAGCAAGCAGUACGCUGACGCGCAGAAGCUGCGGACGCCCAGCUGCGAGAAGCUGCAGAAUCUGCAGAAUCUGCCGCGG
Messenger RNA from Iphiclides podalirius (scarce swallowtail), 1071 nucleotides. The record is from the annotation of a GenBank genome assembly. Lineage: Eukaryota; Metazoa; Arthropoda; Insecta; Lepidoptera; Papilionidae.